AGGGGAGUGUGCAGGAGACCUGAAGGCGGCCUUAGUAGUUAGUGGGUCCCUUCUCUGUGCGCCAGUCUUUCCCAGUGAGCUUUGCGGCUUCAGAGUAGCAUCCCCCCAAGACAGGUACCAGUUCAGCCAAGGGCACUCUGCCCACCACGACCUUCCUCGGCGACAUCCCCUCCCCACUCCAAAGCCCUGACCCACCUGGGCUUCCAUCCGGCUCAAAAACGCUGCAGAUUCAGGUCGGACGGACCCGUGAUGGGAUUUAACAAACUCUUAGGGGUCCUUUAUUCACAGGAAAGAAUGGCAGUGACCCAACACGGAUUAGGGACCCAGUCGGGCAGCACGGAAAGAGGGAAAUCAUACAAACAUAAAGAGCACUAACUUCUGUGAACCUGUCUACGAGGCUGGGACAGGAUAUGAGGUGGAAAGACUAAAAUUGCAACUAAGUGCUAUAGCAAAAAAGAUGCUAGCUCAACAUUGGUCUAUGUUUGUGUUCCACUGACCCUGUGGCUGAAGGCUCCUUGACUUCCGCCUGGAUACGUUCUAGUUCAUCCAGUAUUACAUCAUCAGGUUAACAGAUAUGGAGAUCUCCAGGAGGAUUUGGAGAACAGUAUCAAUGGGAACUGAAAUUCUGGACUAGAUUUGAGAAAGGUAGAUGGACUAUAAGACAAUUGCCCAACAAACUGCGGAAGAACUUUUGGCUUACAGUCAAGAUAUAUCUGGCUGGCAAGUGGUUAAAAUCUCAUUAAUUUAUUUCUGGAUUUUAUUCCCCUUUGAGAAAAAGGUAACUGUUUCCAGCAAGACCUCUAGACUAUUCCUCGGCAAUCUAUAUCGUAUUGAAGGAAUAAUUCCAGAAUCAACAGCUAAGCUCUCUGACUUCCUCUAUCAGCCUGAAAACAGAGUGACAUGGGAUAAAUCGUUGAAACGGUACAAUGUGAUACACAAAAUUGACUCGGACACGUUUAUAUGCCACACCAUUACACACAGUUUUGCCAUGGGCUCAAUCUCCUCCAGAGACUUUAUCGACUUAGUGCACAUCAAGCACCAUGAAGGGAAUAUGGACAUUAUCUGUACUAGCAGUGUGGACUUCCCAGGCUAUCCUCCAACUUCACAUUAUGUCCGUGGUUAUAAUCAUCCUUCUGGCUAUGUGUGCUCACCUCUGAAAGAAAACCCAGCAUAUUCCAAGUUGAUGGUGUUUGUCCAGACAGAAAUGAAAGGAAAAGUGCCCCUCUCGAUAAUUGAAAAAUCCAUGCCUUCCAACUUAGUGAGCUUCUUCCUCAACGCGAAAGAUGGCAUAAAGGCAUACAGAAGUCUGUCACCGCGUGAACAUCUCAAUGGGCACUCAUCAGCACACAAAAAGAAAUAAAGCCGUUCUGCCAAUAAAUCAUAGAGAUUUCCGAUAGCACAAACUGCUAGUAAGUGUGGUCUGUUACUGCAGAUGAC
This is a messenger RNA of Meriones unguiculatus (Mongolian gerbil), 1437 nucleotides long. RefSeq names its product StAR related lipid transfer domain containing 6 (gene Stard6). The coding region runs from base 650 to 1360 and encodes 236 amino acids. The record is from RefSeq and is a predicted model, not a curated record. Lineage: Eukaryota; Metazoa; Chordata; Mammalia; Rodentia; Muridae. Gene Ontology annotation, molecular function: lipid binding. The transcript is spliced from 8 exons.